Molecule: messenger RNA, 1401 nt
Organism: Helobdella robusta
Lineage: Eukaryota; Metazoa; Annelida; Clitellata; Rhynchobdellida; Glossiphoniidae
Exons: 2
Coding region: 136-663 (175 amino acids)
Biological process (GO): snoRNA localization; box C/D snoRNP assembly; maturation of LSU-rRNA from tricistronic rRNA transcript (SSU-rRNA, 5.8S rRNA, LSU-rRNA)
Cellular component (GO): pre-snoRNP complex; nucleus
Molecular function (GO): protein binding
Source: RefSeq, a predicted model, not a curated record
GUUAUAACUCGGUAGAUGACCGCCAGAUUACACGUUUUAAUCAUAUUGUAUGAUUCAUAUUGGAAUACAUAUUAAUAUUAUUGUAAUGUUUUAAUAUCUUUUUUUAUAACUUAUUUUUUGUUUAAAUAACUCGCGAUGUUCAACGAGAGCAGCCCAAUGUGUGGUGUGUGCAGUGAAAUUUUAUCAAAAUAUAAAUGUCCGAAAUGUUACUUGAGGUACUGCUCGUUGUCGUGUUACAAGCAACACAGAGACUCGUGUGCGCUUGGAAAAGUAAAAAGUAAUGAUGGUGGCAGCAAGCCCACCGAAUCACUUCAGCAACACACACUGCCAUUGACUUCAUCGUGUGCCAGUGCUAAACGUGAAACCAAUGGGCUGUUAAACACUGUUGAAAUCGAAACCGACUCUGAAGAUGAUAAAGUUGAUGAAGAAAAGUUGGAAAAACUUUGGAAGUCUAAAGAAUUGCAAUUGAUGUUGUCCAAUAAUCAUUUGAAGGAUUUGAUCAAACAUUUAAAUGAAUCAACAGAGCCGGGAGAUGAAAUUCAGAAACUUAUGGGCAUACCAAUUUUUCGAGAGUUUGCUGAGCUUUGCUUGAAAAAUGUUGAUAAACGAAAUUUAUCGCAGCUUAACCCUAGUAUUGUAGAAAUAGAAAGUGAUCAACUCUAAAUAAAUGAAUCAUUAUCAUUGAUAUAGAAGACCAUUAUUAUUAUUUUAAUUAUUUAUAUUUAUUGAUAGUCAGAUUGUAUGCAUGACUUAUUCUUUUAUUUGAUGCAUAUAUUUUAUAGACUAUCGUUCAUAAAUGUAGAUAUAUAGAGUAGCAUAAUGAAAGGAAAGAAAUUUUAUUUCAUUUCAAAUAAUUUUUUAAUACAAACUGAUUCAAAACAAGCCAAAAAUUUUAUGGAAAAUGAUAUGAGCUUCAGAAUGGUGUUAAAGACAAACUACUUCAACUUACAGUCCACAUUCUCCAUUUGAUGACCAAUAAAAAGUGGCUACAUUGCCUACAUUUGUGCUGGGUGGGUGGGGUGGAGAUUAGUGACUUUUUUUUGUUAUGAUAUUAUAUUAUAAUUUAUUAUACAAUAUUAUAAUUGGAAUUACUUGAUCACAAAUAAUUUCAAUGUAUAUAUUAAUUUUAUUUUGUCUUUGCAUAUAAUUUGCAAAAAUUUUGUUUAGCAUUUAUCAGAUACUUCGACGAAUAUAUAAAAUUUAAUAAUAGUUUGGGUAUUUAUUUUGUAAAAUUACGAAGCUCAGUACUAUGACCACAAAAUUAUUGUUAAAAAUUGAAAUAUAUUGAUUAACAUAACGCAACGAUUAUACUGAAAAUACGCAUGUGAAAAUCACAACAGAACUGAAUUAAAGAAGAUUAUGAAAAAUGAAUAAAUAUAUGAAAUUAUGAAUUUAAACGAA